UUUUGCAGCACUGUUUUCUUAAUUUUAAAUUCCCAUAGGCGUACAGCGUCCAAACCAGAGAACAAUUUUAAGGACAAACCAAUGUUAAACCGAAAUGCAGAAACCUGACGAAAGUCCUAUUGGAAUGUCCUUAAGCCAGGAAGCUAUAAACAAGCGUCUGGCGGCCCUUAAUCGCUGGCAAGACGAGCAGAAGAGACUGUUGCAGGAGCGUCAAGACAACCAGCGAGUUUUGCUCGGCUUGGAACAGCGCAAUAUGUACAAAAUGUUGGGCUUACUGCACCCGGAGGCUGAAAGCCGGGAGAACAGUGUGCUGGAGGAGUCGCAGUGGGACGAGGAACCAUCUAUACAAAUGCCACGACUAGCGGCGGAGCAGGACGAUCAGGAAGUGGAGAUUUUAUUGAGCACUCCUCAGCCGGCCAAGCCCAAGCGUCCGUUCUUGCGCCGCGGUGAGGGACUGAAGCAGCGCUUUAAGAUCAAUCCCGACCAGCUAAAGCUGGAGAACCUGCCGCGCUACAAGUACGCCAACGCACACCCUCAGUUUCGCCAGCCCCAACUGAAGAAAGGGAUCCUCAAAAAGCGUCAGGCGGGAAUAGCUCCUCCUCCAGCUGCUCCUGCUCCCCAACCUCCGGAAAAACUCGAUCUUAACGAGCAACGCUUCCAGCAGGUGCUUAUCAACUCGAAGAACGUCUGCAAUUCGACUCCUGAUCUCAAGUCUUCCUAUGCCUCUUCCACCACUGCCUCCAGCAUUUCUCCCAGAGUUCGUUUUGUAGAGCAGAACAACAGAGCCGGGCAGACAGCGCAUGUCAAUGAUGAAACCUCUUCGGAGGCCAGCCCCUUGACUGGAGUGUGCUGGGCCAAGGUACUGGACACACAGAGCAUUAAGCCAGCUCACAUCCAAAGACGCUCUGCUCAAAUCCGAGUUGAAGAUGACAGUAAUGUAAGCAUCUUUGAGCUACUUGAACAGAAAGCCACUGAGGGCAACAUUGACAUGAACUCCAGCUGCAUUCGCACCUUUAUGGCGCGCAAGGACCAGCGCCGUGUAACAGCUGACGACUCAGACCACAUUGUGGUCACACAGCAGGUGCGGCAAAUGCGACUGCAACCGCAGGUAGACCAGGUGCUGGUUUCCGAAUUGGAUGACGAAGAGGAGGAGGACGACCAGCAGUCCAGCGACCAGACUCUGACAAUGACACCCAUCCAGGUGGGCAGAGCCCAAGUGAGAGUGCGCUUCUCCGAUUCCAAUGACACCCACGAAUACUCCGAUGCCACCAGCCUCAAUGACGGAUCCAAUGUUCAGCUGUUCGAACAGUUUAAGUCGGCUCUCUUCCAGGCCUUGGAGCAGAAAAAGAAGUCGAGUCCCAGCAAACAGUCAGAGGAACCACUUACACAAGAACUUCAGGAGAAGGCCAAUCUCGUGCGCACUCGCCUCGAGGAACUUGAGGCCGAGAUUGCCACUUUCAAGGCCCAGAAUGCCGAACUUCUUCGCCUUAAGCAGCAGCAUGAACUGGAGCGGGCCAAGUUCACCCAGGAUCACAUGGAGGCAAUGGAACGUGUACACGACGAAAAGAUCCAGGCGGAGAUCUACCUGCACGAUGAGCGAAUGAAAAUCGAGGAAGAGCGUCGGAAGUUCGAGCAGCAGAUGCGUCUCCAGAAGAGCAAUGCAAACACCAAGGAAAAGAAGGAGAUUGCCUCCUUGAAACAGGAAUUGGAGACCCUGCAGCUGCAGCUUAAGCAGAAGGAGCAGACCCACGUUUCGGCACAGGCACGACUUCGUGCUCAACUGCGGGCCAGUGAGAAGGAGCAGCGCAACUACCGUGACGAGAUCGAGGUGCUAGGCAAAGAAAACAAGCGACUGGAGCAGGAGUUGAUAAGGAUUGGUCGCGAGAACAACAGCAAGAUGCUGCAGGAGAUCAACCGAAACAUUGCCCGGCUAGCACCGAAGGUGUUGCCGUCCACUUCCAUAUCGCAGGUCCUGGAUGAGAACGGGCGUCGCACUCAGUCCCUGGAUGGCACUGCUGGUAAGCCUGUCAAGCAGCGAGAAGCUCCCCACCGACGACAGAGCAGCGGUAGUGCACAAGUGAGAAGUCGCAGCCGCUCCCUGGGCCGGAACAAGAAAAAGCCAGAUGCUUUGGAGGAAAGCUAUGCUUCCAGCAGUUCUGUGGACGCGGAAGAAGCCCUGCCACCAGCGACUGCACCCACGGUCGAUCCCCCAGCGACAGCCAACUCCAGCAGUGACUUCAAGCGGGAAAUUACAAAUGCGGAUGGCAGCAAGGACAUUUGGUAUCCUAAUGGCAACCUAAAGAAGAUCAGCGCAGAUGGCAUGCACGUUCGAAUGUUGUACUUCAAUAAGGACAUUAAGGAAACGGAUAUAAGGGAAGGCACAGUGAAGUAUUAUUACGCUGAGACCAACACCUGGCACACUUCCUACCUGGAUGGGUUGGAAAUACUCGAGUUUCCCAAUGGCCAGACCGAACAUCGUCGCAAAGAUGGCACCAUCGAGGUUCACUUUCCCAACAACAGCAUUAAAUUGGUGGAUCCAAACGAUGCAGAAAAGCUUGAGGAGUGGCGUUAUGCGGAUGGAACUCACCUAGUGCAUCUCCGGAAUGGGGACAAGAUUCUGAAUCUUCCCAAUGGUCAAAAGGAGAUUCACACCAAACUUAACAAGCGGAGGGAAUAUCCGGAUGGUACGGUUAAAUUGGUCUAUCCGGACGGCAGCCAAGAGACCCGCUACUCCAACGGUCGUGUUCGCUUAAAGGACAAAGAUGGCAAGCUCAUCAUGGACACAGACUAUGCAAAGUAUUAGGGGCUUUUCCUUGUAAAGUAUAGUUUUUUAAUAAAUAGAAAAAGUCGACACUACAAAAUAGAAAGUACAUUUUUCUGCGGGGUAGUGCUUCAAUAUUAAACAAACCAAGUUUACAUUGUUUUUAAUA
Messenger RNA from Drosophila ficusphila, 2930 nucleotides. RefSeq lists its product as uncharacterized. Gene Ontology annotation, cellular component: nucleus; centriole; centrosome. Lineage: Eukaryota; Metazoa; Arthropoda; Insecta; Diptera; Drosophilidae. Bases 95 to 2803 code for a protein of 902 amino acids. Gene Ontology annotation, biological process: centriole elongation; cilium assembly. The transcript is spliced from 2 exons. Gene Ontology annotation, molecular function: tubulin binding. The record is from RefSeq and is a predicted model, not a curated record.